UAAAUAAAAAAUAGUAUGAUGACAAAGAAAUGAAAUUUUUACUCUAUGCAAGUUCUACUAUGUUUUUUCCUUAGACCUGGAAGUUAUAGAGAUAAAUUAUGGCCCAUAACAGCAAUUUCAUAAAUUAUGGUCUGAAUUAAUAGAGGCCCAAACUUAGUAGAAAAAAAUGAAGGUACUCAAAUACUUAUAUAAAUUUUAAAAUAUUA
Paramecium sonneborni is the source of this 206-nucleotide messenger RNA. Lineage: Eukaryota; Ciliophora; Oligohymenophorea; Peniculida; Parameciidae. The record is from the annotation of a GenBank genome assembly.